AUUGUAAACAGGAUCGUCAUCGAUCCCAACGGCUCCAACGUAUACUUCACCUGUGGAGAUGAUGGAACAGUUCGUAGAUUUGAUCGUCGGGUGCAGCACGAAUGCCGAGGUGCGGGCGAGCAGUGCGAGGACAACGUCUUCGUAGAUCUGACCAAAGGCGACAAGUACACAAACCGCAAUGUGGGACUCAAUACCCUCUCGAUCAACCCGAGCACGGGCCUACAGAUCGCCACGGCUGGGUCCGAUCCGUUUGUCAGGCUCUACGACGUGCGGAAGCCGACACAACCCUUCCGCGUGUACCGGCCGUCCUGGCGCUCGGAAGAGCAGCGAAAGGCCCAGCGCUCGGGUCGGUCACUAUACAUGUCCCACCCGCACCUGACCUCGCUGGUCUUUGAUCGCACCGGCACGGAACUGCUCGCGAGUUAUGGUGGGGACUACAUUUAUCUGUUGUCUCUGGCUGGCGGGACGGAUGGUGUCACGCUCACGGAGGGAAUGGAGAUGGAAGGCGGAAUCCGCGCGGCCUCCCCAACGCGACCGCAGCGCGGUGGUGACGAGGGAGACUGCGGCGAUAUGAUGAACAGCCAACCGACGACCUCUCCGCCGAAGCGAAAGCGAAAGCGAACAAGAAGC
Acanthamoeba castellanii str. Neff is the source of this 630-nucleotide messenger RNA. RefSeq lists its product as uncharacterized. The annotation marks the transcript as partial. The record is from RefSeq and is a predicted model, not a curated record. Gene Ontology annotation, cellular component: cytoplasm; Cul4-RING E3 ubiquitin ligase complex. Gene Ontology annotation, molecular function: protein binding. The transcript has 7 exons. NCBI's taxonomy places the organism in Eukaryota, Discosea, Longamoebia, Acanthamoebidae.